Diversispora eburnea is the source of this 2151-nucleotide messenger RNA. The record is from the annotation of a GenBank genome assembly. Lineage: Eukaryota; Fungi; Glomeromycota; Glomeromycetes; Diversisporales; Diversisporaceae.
AUGAGUAAGGGUGUUGAAAUGCUGGCUACAACAGUUGAAGCCACAGAAGGCAUUGCUACUAUAGGAAGUAAUCUUGAUAUUGUCAAAGAUACGUUGUGUGCUGUAGGUGCCAUUGGAGAGGCUGUAAAACCUUUUGUGCCAUUGAUUGCAUCUGUAACUUUCGUGAUUGAGGAAAUUAUUAAAAUCUAUGAAACUGUCCAGUAUAACAAGAAGAUCUGCAAUUCACUUAUGGAUCGUGUGGAUGCUGCCGGGACAGCCAUCAGAACUUUAAAAAGAAGACAAACUGAAAAUAAAAAUCUUCGUAAUCAGGAAUAUUAUAAUUCAUUUAUUCGUUUCGUUGAAAUCAUGAAACGAAUUAAAAAUUUUAUCGGUGAUGUAUCAAACUUAAAUAGAUACCAAAAAUUCGUACAUUCCGGUUCAGUAAAAGAUAGAUUUGAUUCACUUGCUAAAGGUUUUGAUGAAGUAAUGACUGAAUUGCAUUUUACAAUGGCCGUUGCCAAUGAAGAACAAAGAAGGAUAGAUCAAAUUGCUCUUGAAUCUGAUAAUGCAGAAAUGACUAAGUUUUUGGAAAGAAUAGAAGGUGGCAUAAUUGACCAAAAUCAAAAAAUCAAUACUGUUCUCCAAGAGGUGUCAUUAAUGAAAGAAAAAUUGGAUCAUCUAGAUAGUUCAGAUAAUAAUAUUAAAAAUAUUAAAGCAGAUGAAAUAAAAUCAACUGAUUUGAUGGAUCCUAACGUGUCAAAACUAACGGAUCGCCGAGGAAAAAAUCGUCAGGUUAUCAAAAAAAUGUAUAAAAGUAUUGAGGUUGCCUGCAAGCCAAUAGAUCUUCAAAAUAGUAAAGAAGCUGCAAAAAUUCAAGGACAUCUGGCUAUAUUAGGAAAAUUAUACGAAUCACCCAACAUUAUCAGAUUUUAUGGUCUUUCAAAUACAGAAAACUUAUACGUUAUGGUAUUUGAAUGGGCAGAAUAUGGCUCUCUCAGAGACUUGUAUUGUAAAUAUGACAUUGCAUGGCAUGUAAAAGUACAAAUAGCGCUUGCUAUUUGUCGUGGCCUUACAUUUUUACAUUCUUGUGACAUUCUUCAUCAUGAUAUUCGAUGUGCUCAUAUAUUGAUGGAUGAGGGCUUGAUACCAAAAAUUGCAAAAUUUAAUUAUUCCCGUACGACAUCUGGUCCAACCAGUGAUAUGAAGGAUGUAACAGGUAUUACGCAUUGGAUGGCACCCGAAAAAUUGCGUGAUUCUGUAAAAAAACCUGUUCCUUAUACUAUCAAAUGCGAGAUUUUCAGUUUUGGUAUGUUACUCUGGGAACUGGUUUUCGAAAAAAUUCCAUACGAAAAAUGGGAUAUAUUGAAGAUUAAAGAACACGUAUUAGCUGGUAAAAGAGAAAAAAUCACAUGGGGAAAGGCUCCACCAGAUGUUCGAGAACUUCAAAAAAACAUGGCGAAAAUCAUUGUGUCUGCCUGGGAAGGCGACCUAGCAAUUCGAGCAUCUCUUCAAGAUAUUUUUAUGAGAUUGGAUAAACUAGCUGGUAAAUAUUGCACCGGCAAAGAAACUGAAGCUAAACUUUUACCUGAUAAGGCAUUAGAUUUAGAUGGAUCUGCAGUUUCCAUUAGUGAUGAAGGUGGUUUUUAUUUACCGGAUAUGUAUAUGGAUGAUUUUAAUAUUGAUGAAAUAGCACAAGUAAUUCCUCUCGAAGAAGGUAUUGCAGCACAUAGGAAAAAAGAACAUACAAAAGCUUGGGAAUGUUUUUCAGCGCAUGCAGAGUUAGGAAAUGCAACUGCAAAAUAUUGGAAAGGAUAUUACUUUUGGGAAGGAAUUGAAGUUGAGAAAGAUCGUAAAAAGGCUAGUGAGUUGUUUAAAGAAGCAGCUGAUGAUGCUGAUGAUGAAAUCCCAGAUGCUCAAUUACGUUACGCAAUUUCAUUAGUUAAUAAUCCACCAGUAAAAUUUGAUCGUAAAAUCUUUUUAGAAUAUCUAACCAAAGCUGCAGAUAAUAAUAAUCCCACUGCACAAUUUAACUUGGGAGAGGUGUAUAUUUAUGGUAAACUUAAUCAAAAAAAGGAUGAAGAACUAGGUAAAAAAUAUUUAAGAUUGGCAGCUCUCAAUGAUCAACCCAAAGCUAAAGAGCUUUUACAAAAAUUGGGGAUUAAUGAGUACUGA